Messenger RNA from Clonostachys byssicola, 1422 nucleotides. The record is from the annotation of a GenBank genome assembly. NCBI's taxonomy places the organism in Eukaryota, Fungi, Ascomycota, Sordariomycetes, Hypocreales, Bionectriaceae.
AUGGACGAAAUCAAGCCCAGAUUUUACAACGACGUCGUCAUUAUUGGGGCCGGCUUGUCUGGCAUCAAUUUGGCAUGCCAGCUACAGCGGAAGCUGGGGGUUUCUGACUAUAUCAUCUAUGAUCGUGCCCAAGAACUGGGAGGCGCAUGGGCGGCAAACAAGUAUCCAGGAUGUGGAGUUGACAUACCGGGAGCACUCUACUCUCUUUCCUGGUUCCCAAAUCCUGCCUUUACCAAGGUUUUCCCAUCACAGCCCGAGAUCUUGUCAUAUGCCCAAAGCGUGGCGCAAAGUCAUAAUGUUCCCAAGCACAUUGUCUUCCAAAGAGAAUGGACCGGAGCCAAAUGGAAUGAAAAAUCCUCUACCUGGCUUGUCAAUUUACGUGAUCUAGUGACCGGGGACGAGUAUAUUCACGAGGCCAAGAUGCUUGUUUCUGCUGUUGGAGGCUAUACAAAUCCCAAGUUGCCUUCACUACCCGGCUUAGAUUCUUUCCAAGGACCAGUGGUGCAUACAGCACAGUGGGAUAAAGAUUACGACCUGCGCGGGCUCAAUGUUGCUGUAAUUGGCAAUGGAUGUUCUGCAUCUCAGGUCGUCCCCGCCGUUGUUGAAAACGUUAAGUCCUUGAUACAGUUCGUCCGGAGUCCACAACAUUAUGUUCCAAUGCCUUAUAAUUUUGAACUUGGAUGGAUUAUAAGAACCCUAUUCUCCUGUAUUCCAGCAGUGCUGGUAUUUAUACGAUGGACAAUAUUUUUCUUCCUCGAGACUGGACUCCUUCAAUUCUACAACAACAAAAAAGGGCAGCAGAUGCGAGAGCAGUCAGCAGUGGCGAGCUCCAAUUAUAUCAAGAAAACUGCCCCAGAGAAGUAUUGGUCAAUGUUGAUACCUGACUAUAGUCUUGGUUGCAGACGCCGGAUUUUGGAUUGCCAAUAUCUUAAGGCCCUUCAAAAUCCAAAGGUUCAUCUGACGAGAGACUCGAUUGUCUCUGUUGGAGAAAAGAGCGUGACUACUGCGUCAGGAGCUCAGCACGAUGUAGACUUCCUUAUCCUGGCAACCGGAUUCCAAUUUUCACAAUGGCAAGGAGAUAAAAUCAUUGGCCGGCAUGGAGUGUCGCUGCAGCAGCACUGGCAACAAAUGGGAGGUAUCGAGGCCUACAAGACCAUUGCUGUCAAUGGAUGUCCAAAUUUCUUCUACAUCCUGGGGCCGAACUCGGGCAGCGGCCAUACUUCGGUUCUCUUUGCUUCAGAGUGGUAUGUGACCAUGCUGAAGACUGAAUUUUACUGGCAAAACCAACUGACUGCUUCAUUCACAGCACCGCAAACCUUGUGGUUAAACUUGCCCGUCCGUUGCUUCUUCGAAAAGCGGCUGCUGUUGAAGUUGCGAAGAAUGCCGAGAUUCGUUAUUGCGAUUCUGUUCAAAUCGCCUUGA